GUCACACAUUUCUGAGACAGUGUGGCGGACUGUCCACAAGGGGCGAUAGCUGCUCAGACAUCAGCCGCUUGAUGAGGCAGAUCUGCGGCGUGUAUAUCUGCACGGCACCGCUUAUCUAUCCGCUGUGUUUCUGUGUGGGGCGUUCAGCUCAGCGCCAAACGACCAGCUCCAGGAAUGGACUGACUUUCUAGCCUCACCAACACUGACAAAUCCAAAAGGAUAAACAUUCAGAGCCUGGGAACAUUUCAAUUUGAAGUUGGUUUGCCGUGUGAGCGACAACAGAGAUUUGGUGUGUUCCCGGAACAUUCGCGCGAUUUGUUUGUUGCCGUUGGACGAAACGGGAUUCAAGUUAACGAACCCGCAGACAUUUUGUUAUUUCUGAGAAUUAGACCGUUUUUCCAUUCCUACUUUUUCAUCAGUGUAGUCGCAGCUGGCUGAGGAAAACGAGCAGAAAGCUUCGAAGCGGCAGCACAAGGUGGAGGAAGAGAAAUUACACUCGCUAGCUACAUCCCAGACACCACUGUGUGCAUAACGUUAUUAAUUUAUGUGCGUUGAGCUGGCAUCGCUGCCGCUGGUGCGUUAAGGCGGAAAGCUUGCAACAGCGAUGAAUCAUUUUUGACUGACAGCGUUUGAAGAAUUAGCUAGCAUAUCCAGUGAGGAAGCGGCACUGGUGGUGGUUGCCUCUUCUCAGACACAGUAAAUACAGGGUUGGGACAGGUAAAGCUGAGUGGCCUUGCAUCGCCCAGACAAGACACCGACUCAUGUACCUCGCUGACGACACUUAUAUUCAGCUUAAUAUUUUGGGGUUCGUUAGCUGCCGUUAGCUAGUCAUCCUGCUAAGGCUGGACAGCUCCUGGUUAAGGCUGGGCUAGCUUUGGACAAAGGACCAACGCAAGGAAAAAUUUAUAAACACAGGGCACACAGUUAAUCGUGUUUGGGAAGGAGAGCAACAAACAAGGAACUGACAUGAUGUUUCCACAAUCAAGACACUCAGCUUCAUCACAGCAGCUGAAAUUCACAACCUCUGACUCCUGUGACAGAAUCAAGGAUGAGUUCCAGUUCCUCCAAGCACAGUAUCACAGUUUGAAGCUUGAAUGUGACAAGUUGGCCAGUGAGAAGUCAGAGAUGCAGCGCCAUUAUAUCAUGUACUACGAGAUGUCCUACGGGCUGAAUAUUGAGAUGCACAAACAGGCUGAGAUAGUGAAGAGAUUGAACGGGAUCUGCGCACAAGUCCUCCCCUAUCUGUCUCAGGAGCACCAGCAGCAGGUCCUGGCGGCUAUAGAGAGGGCCAAGCAGGUGACCCCACCAGAGAUGAACUCAAUCAUAAGGCAGCUCCAGGCUCACCAGCUGUCUCAGCUCCAGGGCCUAGCCCUACCCAUGACCCCCCUACCGCUGGGCCUGAGCCAGCCAACCCUCCCUGCUGUCACCACCUCCUCCGGCCUCUUCUCUCUCUCCUCCCUGCUGGCCUCCCAAGCCCAGCUGGCCAAGGAGGAGAAGGCAUCACGUGAUGGAGUUGACAGCCACCGUGAAGAGGAUGGAGACAAGUCCGAUUAGAAGGUGUCCCCAUUCAGCUCUGUUUUUAUCCAGAGACCUGAAUCCCAAGAUCCAAGCCCCCUUGGCCUACAGCCUUUCCCUCUCUCUGACCUUAGCUAAUAUGGGCUUCAAUCCCAUCACCACCAUCACUACAACUACCAGACCCCUAACCAGAUCCCAUAAUUGGAAGAGCUUUGGCACUUAUGUCAUACCAGUCCUGAUUUCUUUGUAUUUACCAUAGCUGGAUUGUUUCUUUAUGCUCCCUUCUUUUAUCACCAGAGUAUUCCUCUCUCGUAUAUCUUGCGUCUUUUACUCAAACUAUUCAAACAUUGCCAUUUUUUAAAAAUUAUGAAUAAACUUUAUUUUUUGUCUUUUUUUUUAUCAGGGCUUCUUUAUGUUUGUGUUAUUUCCUGCCUUCCUGUCACUGUCUUUUUGUUGUUAACCAUGUUUAGUUUGUUUUUCUCUCUCUUUUUCUCCAUACCUCUCUUCCUCCCUCUGUCACCCCCAACCUAUUGCCGCUGUUCUUAGUGGGUCCUUGUUAGGCAGGACUGCUCUGAGAGACUGAACGCACCAUACUGUAGGUGAUAAAAACAGGCUAAAUGUUAAACACAGGGAUUAUUUGGCAAGCUGCAAAACUUGUCAGCCAUGACACAAGGUUCUUACAAAUUUCAUUUUGCUGAGAUAAAGGUCUGACAUAAAUCAGUGCUGGUUUUUUUUCUUUCUUUUUUUUUGGCAGUUCAGAUUGCAUGCAUUCAUUCCAAGCUAAAAGUUGGCUGUGAGUUAAAACAGUGGCUUGUUAUGGGUCAGAGUUUAAAUACUGGCCUAAUGAUCACACACUAAAGACAGAAAUGUCCGCCUUGUAUUACUAUGUGAACCUAGUCAUGUCCUAACCAAAACCUGCUGCUUUUAGAGCAGAAGACGUCUCCAGCUGACAAACUAGAGGUUGUGUGUAUAAUCCUAAACUUGUAUGGAGAGACUGAACACACCUUUUUAGAGCAAACUGAGAGCUGUCAGACUAGAUAACAAACCCACCUUAGAAAGCAUCCCCUCCAACUUACAAUCCUUGCCAUCCAACUUACUAUAAGGCCACAUUUUAUUCAUUAGUUAAAUAAAAGCUGAGGCAGCACAGUGUGCAACAAAAAGAAAAGAUGCCACUUGACUCACACAUCCUCCCACCACCUUUUUUAUUUUUAAUGUGCACUUAAUACAGAGCAGACAGGUUGGGGAGAACGUGUGCAUGUUGUGUGUUUGACAGCAGAGGGCAGCCUGUGUCUUUGAAGAAUGCUCCUCACUGCCAAAUAAGGACAGGACAAUGACAGAGUACAGACUGUGUCACAAGGGGAAGGGCUUCUUUACCACUCUUUGUGGACAAGCUUAAUAUACAGAGAUUAGACUGGUGACAUUAAUCUCUGCAUGGGGUUAGUCCCAGUCUCUGUCACGCUCCAGCUCUUGAGGAAUAGUCUUUAGUCUAUUUAAAGCAACAUCUCUGUCCAAGCAUUAAAUACUAACAUGGUCCCUGUGUAUUCUAAGAUUUAAAUACAGUAAAUUUUGAAUCAUUUCGCACAUACACAUCUGUCAUGUGUCAUGUAACACUACAUUAUACAGCUCAUUUAACAUCUACAUACAGCAGUGUGUGUGGGAAAACUCCAGUUAUAUCAGAGAGGAUCAUAGAGAUUAAGCACAAGCAUUCUCCACAGCUGCUCUGACGAGUAUAAAAACUCCUCAGCCUUAAAGGCCCUGCACACCCGGACAGGUGUUUUCAAUUACUCUAUCCGAUUACACCUCUCAUCAGGUGCAAGUGUGGUGAAUGCUGGGAAUAAUGUGAUGAGACAAAUAAGAGACACUUGCACGAAGGUUAAACCUCUAAUUAUUUACUGAUAGACUGGCUGUCACGAGGUGUCCAUGUUCAUUUGGCUUAUUGUUGAGGGCCAAGUCAAAUAUGUCAGAGCUCUCAGAAAAAUCUUAGUUUCCUUCUCCUAACUGUGACUAUGGCUAUUGAAAUUAGAGCUACUGUACCUAAUUUCUUUUCAGCCACUAGAGGGUCUGGUGAGACCAAGCGACAACCUCCUAGGCUGAGAAAUGAAGCCACUGCAGAAGUGCUAAAACCUGCAGUUCCACAAAUGGCCACUUGAGGCUGCCUUCAAAAGGGAGUCAGUCCCCAUAAACUCUUAUGUUCAAGUUACAGCAGAAAUACACAUGUUUGUAGCCUAGUACAAAAAAGCGGAUUUGGUCUCUGUAGCUACAGUAAUUUCUCCCAUGACAACUAUACAGAGGGUGAAUGUUUAUAUAACGUGCUCAUUUAAAUUAUAUUGAGACUAAAAGGUACACAUAAGUAAGGGCAUGGCUGCUUUGAGUGACAGGCAGGAGAGUCCCACCAUAGGUGGCUAGCCGCUAGCUGUCUAGCAAGCUCCACUCUUGCUUCACCUUUAUGCCCUUUUGUGGAUUACACAUAUCAGGCAGAAUAAAGCACUACCAAUAUGGCAAUGACCAGACUUAAAAACUGCUCUUUACAAAACUAAUAGGUGACGUCAUGGUGGCUUUGUCCGUCUUUUAUAUAGAGUCAGUGAGAUUCAAAAUAAACUGACACCAUUAGCCACUCCCAACCAGAACCCUUAAGAUAGAAACAUUGCAACAGCAAGGGGUCAAAAAAAGUAUCGGGCCAAGUGAUUCAUGUAGAUUCAUUACUAAUUAAUUACUACUUUUAAUCACUUGAACAGCCAUGCAAACCAAUUGUUUGUUCUGUUGCUGUAGAUAGCUCAGCUAAUUUAGCUAGUUAGUUCAGUACCUAUUAUUAAAGUGACCUGUUAUAUGAGGAAGAUGGUCACAAAGGUUGUAAAACGUGUAUAAAUGCUUUGACACAUGUCUAACUUAAAAUGUCACAAGUAUAAUUAUUGCCAUAAAUUUAAACUUACUUGAGAAGACGGCAGCCAAGUCAAUGUAACUCUAUGGCACUGCGCCUGUUUGGAACUAUUCAGCAUCCCCAUAAUCCAGCAUUACUAAAGAAAAAACAUUUCUCAUAGAGUCAGUGGAGAUGUUAUCACUCUCCUUAAUCCACUCUGCUCCUAAGCACUCUUUGCCCCUCCCAUCAUGCCCUGUUUCCUAGAAAAGAUGAAAACUACUGAUGCCUGCUUGCAACAAACUGUACAAAAUGUAGCCCCCAGUCUGAAGCUAGCAUUAGCUGGCUGAGUAAAUUUGACAGUCCACUUGAACACUGGUUACUGUCACACAAAACUCUAAAGUUACACAAGAUUCGAAUUAUUCUCUAAUUAAAAUCAUACUAAUUUAAUAGAAAGAUAAAACCAUGACCAUGCCAGGUUGUUAAUGAUACCAAAACAAACACUUGAUACUGGUAUAAUGCAUCCAGAUGGAAGAACACCACAUGAGUCAAAUUUGAGCCAGUUGACUGUUUUUAACGCUCUCAAUCUAAAAAAAGCCAAACUGGUGUUAACUUGGGUUUUGCUCUUUCUUUAUCCCACUCUGUGCAAAAGAACAUGACCUCUUUGGUCUGGCAGCCACUCUUUCAGACUUUUUAACUGCUUAGAGGUCCUGGCUGGCAGUUUGAAAUGACUGUGGAUCAAAAAAAAUGCCUCUUAAACACUUCGCUAGGUGGCAGGUGGGGCUAAUUUACAGACUGUAUCUCGAAAGCACAGCAUAGAUAAGCUGGAGUAACAACAGAAACGCUUCAGGCAGCAGAGUGAAACUACAUCCUGUCCUCUUUUCACCUCAUAUAUCACUAUGUGUCAAAUCUUAGUUAAUGCUUCUUUACUGUUUUACAUGCCUGAAGCUGAACUAUGAUAUUACAUGAAUAGGUGCAACAAAACUACUGGACCUGUGAGUGAAAGUCAAGUAUAUCCAGUAGGUCUAUUCAGGUAGCAUACCGCAGUGGAAAGGCCUGUGUGGGUAGACACCUGAGUAUAGGGGGUUUAGCUGGCCUAUUAGCAGCCACAAUCGUUCACUAUAAGUUGAGAUGAAAUUCAUUGUUUGUCAGCAGAUACAUUUCCCACAGAGAUGGCCUCAGUGGUAGUUGAACUUCUGACCAUGACACACUCCAUCAGCAAAGAUGAUUUGAUCAAGUUAUGAGUUGACGGUGUUGGCCUGUGUUUGCCUGAGCUUUAAUUUGUAGACAGUCAGUGCAGCAAGUUCUGCUUUAUUCCAACCAGAAAACAGAAAAAACACACACAUUUGCUAUCUUAGUACCCUCUCUCUGUUUUAGUGGGAAUGCUGUGAGUAGAAAUGAAGAGUUUCUUUCUAAAUGAAUCAUUUCUACAUUUGCUUAAAUUACCUCUGGCAUGAUGAUAGAGUACAUUUUAUUAGUUUGCAGUCACCUUAAGUCAUUUGCUUAGAGAAUGGCUGUCUCAUGUGCAAGUUGAAUACAUUGGGCAGCAGAAAUGUAGGAGGAAGAAAAGGACAAAAUUUCAGAAUAAAACCAUUCAUGUGUCUACCGGUUCGGACAGUAUACUGUUCAUAACACUGGUGUUUUGUAUGUACAGUAUGUUAAUACAUAGACAAGGUGUGUAUAAACAGAUGUACAGGGUUGGUUUGUGGGUGAUAAACCAUAGAGAUGAAAUACGUCGCUGUUCUUACUUCAGCUAAAGCUAACAUGCUAUUCUGCUUGUGAAUUAAGCUCGCAGCACACCAUUCUCCCAUCUAGCCACAUACCGUAUGUAUCUAGCUACAUACUGUACUUGUCGUAGUGUGUACUUGCAGAGCGUGUAGACAAAGCAAGACACAAACACGCAUCAGUGCAUGUCUGCGGGGGAACUGAGAUUGAUUUCCUUCUUGUGGAGAAUUUUAUAAUUUUUUUUUAUUGUUUGGUCCAAAUUUUCUGUGAGCAAUGCACUUGUUUUUUCUCUCCUUUGUUUUUAAAUAUUAAUCAAUAUGAAUAGAAUGGAUAGACUGAGAAUUACAAAGCUGACAUUAUAAACAUACAAAUGAGAUUCUAUGUAUUUGUUAAAGUAGUUGGAGGUGCUUGCCUCUAUACAGUUAUACAUAGAAAGCUUUAUGUGUAUAUGGCUGCAUCUUCUCUUGUCUGUCCUGGAUGAUUCUUGUGCUGUUGUGUUACAAAACCGAUGUGACACCGGGGGGAACUGCAGUACGUUGACCUUGUGCCCCUUGACCCCUUCCCUAAGUUCUGACCACCCUCAUCCCCUUUACUCCCUUGCCACAUCCAACCUUCCCUACUUUUUGCCCCCUUAGCGUGAAGCAUUGUAAGAGUUUUGAGCUUUGUAAAGGUCUUUUUUUAAACACUUAUUUUGUGUAUAAUGUAAAACCUGAAAGUGUGUACUUUGGCAAAAGAAAUGUUUUGUGUCUGAAAUCCUAGCUUCAUUUAAACAAACAAAAAGUGCAACCAACAUUUACUAUAAGUAAUAUCAAAUGUUCUGCAGUAAGGAAGGACUUCUGGUGCCUUACAAAUAAAGUCAAUCAAAUCAUA
Messenger RNA from Monopterus albus (swamp eel), 6964 nucleotides. It is a transcript of the gene tle5, whose product is annotated as TLE family member 5, transcriptional modulator. The record is from RefSeq and is a predicted model, not a curated record. Gene Ontology annotation, molecular function: transcription corepressor activity; protein binding. The transcript is spliced from 7 exons. Bases 967 to 1554 code for a protein of 195 amino acids. NCBI's taxonomy places the organism in Eukaryota, Metazoa, Chordata, Actinopteri, Synbranchiformes, Synbranchidae. Gene Ontology annotation, biological process: negative regulation of canonical Wnt signaling pathway; regulation of DNA-templated transcription. Gene Ontology annotation, cellular component: nucleus; transcription regulator complex.